UGCUACGAAGACCGCAACAGAAUCGGUGGAAUCUGAAUCAACAGAUGUGCCCUUGGUGGCAGACCGUUGGACCAACAACAUAAACUACCGACAACUGGUCGUCUCGUCGUGCGUGGGCAUUAUCCAGCUUUGGUGGCACCCGUACUUGUUCGAUCUUCGGAAACUCAUGCCUUUCAUCUUCCUGUACAAUGUGUUUAGCUUCGUGAUUGGUUACCCGAUGUUUUAUUUGGAGCUUGGGAUUGGAGUGGUGACGAAGAAGGGGGUUAUGAGUUCUUGGGACUUAUCGCCUAUUGCUAGAGGUGUGGGUUGCACGAUGCUGCUGACAUGCGCGGCAACAGCGCUAGCCCUCGGCGCAGUCAGCGCGUGGUGCUUAGCGCAGCUGGUGCACUCGGCGCACUCGUUCCUACCGUGGCUGCAUUGCGCUGCGGCUGCGGUGCCGGCGUGCGCGGCGCGGCAUCGCUCGCUCACCGCCGGCAGUGAGACCCCGGCGCACUCUUUCUUCUUUAACUUCGUGUUGAAACUGAGGCGUGAUGGACUAAAGUGCGGGCUGGGAAACAUUGUGUGGGAGCUCACCAUCUACUACACCAUCUGCUGGGUACUCAUCUACUUGAUCGCUGUCAAAAGAGUUUAUAGCUAUUCUAAGUUGGUAUUAUUCAAAGACACAAUGGCGUUUUUUGUGCUGAUUUGCUCCGCGAUAGGCUGCUUUAACCUCGAGGGGGCCGGCAACAUGUUCCACUACUGUGAUUGGGGAGUACUAUUUGAAGGAACACAGAUUUGGAGAGAAGCGAUAGAGUACUCCCUCAUCGAAAUGACAGUCGGACAGGGCACACUAGUAAUGCUAGGGUCAUACUGCCCUCAACAACAGCAUAAGCUUUCUACGACCGUGCUGCUGACUUUCCUGGCCGGUAAGAUAGGCUGUAUGACCAGCGCCCUAGUAUUGGGAGCUACGCAUGGAGCCUUGAUGAAGGAUUAUGAAUCUAAUAGCACUCAUUUGUGGAAUGGCCCGUCAACACCAAUGAUUCUGUGGGCAGACUUCGCGGCCCGCAUCCCCGGCAGCCAAUUCUGGUCGGCCGUCAUUUUCUUCACGCUAUUCGUUCUUUCCCUCGCAUUCGUGGCUUUGUCAGUGCAGACGAUAAUGUCGUCCUUCACGGGCCACUCCAUCCGCAAGAUCACGUGGGCUUUGCUCAUCGCCAUCUGUAUAUUGUUCUGUUUCAUUGGAGCCAUGACUUUGUGCACGCAGGGUGGCCUUCACGUGGUAACCUUCCUAAUGGACUGGCCAGUGAUGCGUACGCGCACAGCCAUAGCGGGCAUAGUGGCAGCGUCCGUGAGCUACGCGUACGGCCAGACGAUGUUCUGUGAGGACAUGUUCUUCGCGACCGGCGAGUACCCGGGCGUGUUUGUCAGGGUCUGCUGGGCUGUUGCACCGUUUAUACUCAUGGUGGCUUUUCUAUCGGGUAUGGUCGAGCAAGUUCAGUACGCCGCAGCGGGUUGGUCGCUGGUCACUUUCAUGUUGACGCCCAUCGCUUUCGUCGCCAUCAUUUAUCUAAUAUUCAAGUUCAGAGUUAGGGUAAGCAGUAUUUAUACUAUUUAUUGA
This is a messenger RNA of Cydia amplana, 1594 nucleotides long. Its product is annotated as sodium-dependent serotonin transporter-like. Gene Ontology annotation, biological process: sodium ion transmembrane transport. NCBI's taxonomy places the organism in Eukaryota, Metazoa, Arthropoda, Insecta, Lepidoptera, Tortricidae. The transcript has 10 exons. Gene Ontology annotation, cellular component: plasma membrane. The record is from RefSeq and is a predicted model, not a curated record. The coding region runs from base 167 to 1594 and encodes 475 amino acids.